This is a messenger RNA of Suillus plorans, 948 nucleotides long. RefSeq lists its product as uncharacterized. Bases 1 to 948 code for a protein of 315 amino acids. The record is from RefSeq and is a predicted model, not a curated record. The transcript has 6 exons. Lineage: Eukaryota; Fungi; Basidiomycota; Agaricomycetes; Boletales; Suillaceae.
AUGUCUGCUAAGAUUGCCGGGUUGGAUUGGCAACACGUUUACAACGAUUUUCUCAAGCUGAAGAAUUCCCUUGACUACGAGGAGUUUGAGGAGAAAGAAGGUUCAAAUGAGCCUACUCUAGGGCAGCUGGUCGACGAGAUGCUCCAUCUGUUGGAGUCGAAGCUGCCGAAGUCUCUUACCUUCUCCGAUAUGACCAUGGAGGACUUGACCAAGUUGAAAAUCACGUGUACUGGCUUUAUUCGCCUGAAGCCCAAUCUUGCUGAACGCAUCACGGCGACUACUGCCCUCGGACAGAAUGAGCUUUGGUCUUCCGUGUAUUUGUCUCGUCACUUGCAUUUUUUGGGAGGUCACAUUUCUAAAACUGAAGCAAACGCUCGUGCAUGGAUUGAAGCCUUCCUCUUCCGUGCAUCUGCAAUGCUGCCAUCAAAUACGUGCAUGGUACUCAACAUGAAACAGGAUGUUCCAGCCACGAUUGUCAGCCUGUCGAGGUUGUCGACCCUUUCUGGAAUUGUAGACUACACUGCCAUAGUAGCAAGUCAACACAACGCUAAUUUCUAUGUGAAAUCUAUGGGCCUUUAUGAAAUGAAGACGAAUAUGCCACGGAGCUUCUUCGUUAUGGACGCUAAGCUUUGCAAUCCCUCAGAUGAUGUUCCUCAGGCAGUAUAUAAGAUGUUCGCAUACGGAAAGUUCCUCGAGCAGAAAGUCAUCCGUGGUGCUCUGGUCAAUGGAUCUGACUGGAUCUUCAUCCUCAUGACGCUCAACGACAAUUAUGACGGAGCCUCCUAUAAGCAAUCUGUCGCGCUCUCCAUGGAUCCUUACCACACUCCCGAUGACCAGCUAGUGAACCCUGAGCUAUGGUCCGAUUUAAUUGCUGCUAUUUUGGCACAUUGGAUUGAAAAUAGCUUUGCAGACCUGGGAAGUGAUGAUUGGUUUGAAUCGUCGCUGUAG